GCUACAAAUUAUGUUUUGCGAAAAUGAAAGAGCGUUUUAUUGUUUUGUGCGGACAUCGUUUGAGAUUCAAAACAAAGAAAAAGUUUAAUAUUUUAGCUUUAAGGCCGAGGCUAUUGAUUUGUUCAACCUUACGUAUUUUUGUAUACACUUUUGAAUGAAAUAAUGAAAUUUUCGAGGACGAAACAUUCAUUAUAAUGAAACGAAAACCAGGAAAAAUCAUCCAAAAUAUAUCAAAAUAACUUUAAAAAUUAGGUGAUGCUAUAGGAGAGUUUAGAAACUCGUCUUCGAAAGGCACACAGGAGAUAAGUUCCUGUUGGGACAGGUUUCCGGGAGAUUUUCAAUGAUUAAAUGCAAAGGAGUGUCACAUUGUUUUCAAUCAUGAAGUGUGGAGGAAGAGAUUUACCUGUGUCGGUUAUAAUCGAGUUCUUUCUCUCGCAUAAUCAAUUAGCAACCGAACUGCAAUUUCGAAUCCACCGAAACAUUCAAAGUUUCAUAAAGAGCCUGGAAGAACUCAUCGCAAAUUUCGUUUCAUUGCGUUGUAUCAAGUGGCACAAUGCGUCGUGGAAGGAGUCCUGCAAGAUCAACUUUUAAUACUUCACCAACAAAAUCAAGCCUCUCAAGGGGAACUACUGGUACAGCAAGGGUGACCCCAAAAGGUCCUAGGCACCAAGAACCAAGGGCUCCUGAGCGUGACCAAGGAUUUCGGAAGCCAACAAGGGAAGUUAGAAUAAGAAAUACCCCAGAACAUUUGUAUGGCAUAGACAAUGCAGAUGACAGCUAUGAUGAUGAUGCACUUAAGAAGAACCUCGAUUUGUCACAAGAGUCAAAAGAACUUUCAGGUUGCUCAAAAGUGAAUGAAAAAUGGUACCAGAUGUCGUGGGUAAAGGUAACAUUAAUGGCCGUCAUCGUUGUUAUGCUAAUUCAAGCAUUUCUUUUUCUCAAAGGAAGAGAAAUUAAACUGGACAACCUCGACCUCAGCAGUGAUGCUUCAAUUUGCUUGCGAUCCCACGAAGAACUUCGCAAGAAGCUGGCACUGGCAUUUGAAUUGAUAAAUGAGAGUGGAAAACUGUUCAAACAGCUAGAACGGCAAACAAAAUAUGAAUUCGAGAAGAUUGACAGCAAACAAAGCUCACUAGAUGAAAAGGCUUCUAAAGAAUUUGGAAAUUUACAAAGGCAGAUUGAAGCUCUAACCGUAUCAAGUAGGCAAAGAGAUAAUGUUGAUUUUAGUAAAUAUUCAGAUAAGGAGCUUCCAGUUGAUCUAAGCGAAAUACAUUCGCUGGUAGAAAUGGCACUGGUUCAAUACGAUGCAGAUAAGAUUGGCAUUCCUGAUUACGCUCUUGAGUCAGCAGGAGGAAGAAUUCAUGUCCCGUACCAUUCUCAGACGCACUCCUCAGGCUGGCCUAUCAUGAAAGUGUUUGGCAUGGUCGUUUGGGAGGAUACACGAACACCCAGGGAAAUCAUUAAACCGGAGACACUACCUGGAAAUUGCUGGCCAUUGAAAGGAUCAUCGGGAUACGCUGCCAUCAAGCUCGCAUUCCCAAUCAUUCCUACCAUGGUAACGAUGGAGCAUCUGCAUCCCGCCCUCUCCAAAUUUCACGAGGAUGCAUUACAAAGCACGCCAAAGAAUUUUUCUGUUUUCGGUUGGCUUGAUGAGCAAGGGAAAGACAAGGUUCUUCUUGGUUCCUACACAUACGUUCAACUGAGCAAGGCAAGACAAACGUUCCCAAUCCAGGUUCUCCCAGAUGAAGCACUUGAUAUUGUUGAACUCAACAUUGAGAGCAAUUAUGGCAAUCCAGUUUAUACUUGUAUCUACAGAUUUAGGGUUCACGGGAACCCAGUGCAAUCUAAUGACUCAGAUGAGAAAACUGCUUAACAAAGCUUUAUUGGUGUAAAUUUUGUUGAUAAAACUGUAGACCCAAAGGAAAGUGUGACUUAAUUCCUAAUUAAGGCAGUAUAAUAUUUAUCGAAUGUGAUAAAAAGUUUUCAUUGAAUUCAUGUUCGCAUCUUUUGAUGGUAAUUUUUAAUCAUUUGUUUCAUAUUGGAGAGAACAACCUCUUGAGAGCCUAUGAAUUAAUUUUUCAUAAGUUAUGUUUGAAAAUAUAUAUUUAUGUCAUGACAAAAACUUUUUUGUCAAAUAAAAUCAGUUUUUUCAAUACAAAACAGUUUUUAUCACUUUCUUCUGUUUUAAUGUAAAUAAAACAUUUUUGAAUUUUCAAAAAAAUAUCUAUUGUUCAUCA
Molecule: messenger RNA, 2237 nt
Organism: Rhopilema esculentum
Lineage: Eukaryota; Metazoa; Cnidaria; Scyphozoa; Rhizostomeae; Rhizostomatidae
Source: RefSeq, a predicted model, not a curated record